Messenger RNA from Cercocebus atys (sooty mangabey), 1977 nucleotides. Its product is annotated as elongation factor Tu GTP-binding domain-containing protein 1-like. The transcript has 11 exons. Gene Ontology annotation, biological process: cytosolic ribosome assembly. NCBI's taxonomy places the organism in Eukaryota, Metazoa, Chordata, Mammalia, Primates, Cercopithecidae. Gene Ontology annotation, cellular component: cytosol; ribonucleoprotein complex. The record is from RefSeq and is a predicted model, not a curated record. Gene Ontology annotation, molecular function: ribosome binding; GTP binding; GTPase activity.
CAGAGUUCUCCGCGUUCCGAAGCUCUUGGUGUGGCCGGGACCCGGGAGGAGGAACAGGGCUCGUGGGGUUGCUGCAGACGGUAAUGAUUAAUCUGAUAGACUCUCCAGGACACGUGGACUUUUCCUCAGAAGUAUCAACUGCUGUUCGCAUUUGUGAUGGAUGCAUCAUUGUGGUAGAUGCUGUGGAAGGAGUCUGUCCACAGAUUAAUGCACUCACAGGAACUCUUUUUACUUCUAAAGUCCCAGAAGAAAGAGCGGAGAGAGAGACUGAAUCCCAAGUGAAUCCAAAUUCUGAACAAGGAGAGCAAGUAUAUGACUGGAGCACUGGCUUGGAGGACACAGAUGAUUCUUAGCUUUACUUCUCUCCAGAACAGGGAAAUGUGGUGUUUACCAGUGCAAUAGAUGGGUGGGGCUUUGGAAUUGAGCACUUUGCCAGAAUCUACAGUCAAAAAAUUGGCAUCAAAAAGGAAGUUCUUAUGAAAACCUUGUGGGGAGAUUACUAUAUAAAAAUGAAGGCUAAAAAGAUCAUGAAGGGUGAUCAGGCCAAAGGAAAGAAACCUUUAUUUGUACAGUUGAUCCUGGAAAAUAUAUGGAGUUUGUAUGAUGCUGUCUUGAAAAAGGACAAAGACAAAAUUGAUAAAAUAGUGACUUCUUUAGGAUUAAAAAUUGGAGCCCGGGAGACACGACAUUCAGACCCUAAAGUUCAGAUCAAUGCCAUUUGCAGUCAGUGGCUACCCAUAUCCCAUGCUGUUCUUGCGAUGGUGUGUCAGAAACUUCCUAGUCCCCUUGAUAUUACAGCCGAGAGAGUGGAGAGACUGAUGUGUACAGGAUCACAAACUUUUGACUCUCUUCCACCAGAAACUCAAGCACUGAAAGCAGCCUGUAGGCCUGUCACUCAAGAAGAAAUUGCUCAGAGACGUAAGCGUGCAAGACAAAGGUAUGCAGAGAAGCUUGCAGCAGCACAGGGACAGGCACCCUUGGAGCCCACCCAAGAUGUCAGUGCCCUUGAAACAUGUCCAAAAGGAGAGGAGCCAAGAGGUGAUGAGCAACAGGUGGAAAGUAUGACCCCUAAACCUGUGCUCCAGGAAGAAGACAACCAAGAGUCUUUUAUUGCAUUUGCUCGAGUGUUCAGUGGUGUGGCUCAAAGAGGAAAGAAAAUUUUCAUCUUGGGGCCCAAAUACAGUCCUCUUGAGUUUUUACAAAGGGUACCAUUAGGCUUCUCAGCUCCACCAGAUGACCUCCCCCCAGUCCCCCACAUGGCAUACUGUGCUCUGGAAAACCUGUAUCUUCUGAUGGGAAGAGAACUGGAGGUACCUCCAGGAAAUGUGCUAGACACUAGGCUUCCCUUCCCCCUGGUGCAGCCGGACCUUCUGUGGUGUCUUGAGCAAGCCCCUGGUGCUGUGUGGGCCUCUGCGGACUCAAGGUCUGGCACCUGACUUAUACCCUGUUGUGAUAUCCUGCCAUCUGGCCCCAUAUGGAGUCCUACAGGGGACUGUGAGACCCAGGUGUGAGCACUGGCUCAGGCCCCUCUCAGAGGUCUGGUGGUCCAGCAUCUGUCCACGGGCCUCCUCUCCUCGUCCUCUUAUCCAGGCUCCUGCCUCUGCCACAGUUCCCCAGAGGUGACCUUCAGCCUGGCCCAGGGGCUCACACACUCCUGAGGGAGGCAGGGCCAGACUCAGGCAAGGCCUUGGGGGACACAUCCCAGUGGGCAGGACACUCUUGGGGGUGGAACUACAGGGAGGAGAGGCAGGGCAAUUGAGGCUUGAGGUGCCUGGCACCACUCAAGGUGAGCAGCCUGCUCCUUUUCUUCAGUCUCAGAUGGAGCGGAGGACAGAGGUGGGGAAGAGAGGCCACUGAGACAGUAGGGCUUGGUUAUGGAUGACGGGGGUCCUUGUGUGAUAUAAUUAGGCUUUGUGUCUCCACCCAAAUCUCAUCUUGAAUUAUCCCCAUUUUCCCCACCUGUCAAGGGAGAGACCA